UCCAGGAUGACGUCACGAUGAAAGAGCCCUCUUGGAGCUCGUAGCUCAGCUCAGCUAACCUCACACUAACUUCCUCGUUUGCUGGUUCGGCUUGUCCAUUGAGGUGAGCUCUGGCCGUCGUAUCUGAGCCUUCCCAAAUUAAGUCGUCUGGCAUGGCGUCUGCUGAAGAAGGAGGAUGUGGGAAACUCCUCACGGGACAACCAGAAGCACAAGCAGAAUCAGAUGUGACUAGGCUGGACUCUGAAGGGCUGGAAGUCUGCAAGUUUUUUCUGUGGGGCCGGUGUCGUUUCGGGGAGAGGUGUCGACUGUCCCACAGUGCGUCUGUAUUAGCUGGCUGCAAACUUCUACAAGCGGAAGAGGGAGGCAGCAAAAACGGCAAGUCCAGAAGAAGCUCCGGCAGAGGUGAUAAAGGCAAAAACGGAGAGUCGGAGAAGAAGCCCCGCAUGCGCACAGCUGAUGAUGUCAUCUCCCGGAUCCUGUGGGACUCGUCUGUGGACCCGGCGGACUUUGUGGUCGGCCACCUGGACCGAUUUCAGGGGGUUCUGGAGCGCCCCUUCUCCGAUUUCUCCUGGGACACUCAGGUUUGUGACUGUGAUUAUUCGGACGAACUGGCCAUUCCUCAACACAGGAUCCAGUAUUUCAGCUAUAAAGGGCAGCGCAUGUGGGACAAAGACAGCCGCACUGACCGGGUGUUUGGAUCCACAGGACAGACAGUGCUGCCCCCUUUUGAGCAGGAGGAUGAAGGUCAAGAGCACGGCGCUCAGGAUACACCCCAAGAAGGAGAUGAAUCCCAAACCGAGAAGAAGGAGCGCAUCUCGGAUCGCCGUGAUCCUGAAGACGCAGCAGACUGUGGCGCGAAUGGCCCGAAGGAUGAAGGCUUCGGAGAUGCCAGGCUGGCCCGAGAAGCCAAGGCACUAUCAGUCUCUCCAAGAGUUGAACAGAUUGCACCGGAGGAGGAAUGGAAAGACUGGGGGGAGGAGGAGGAGGAGGAAGAGGAGAAGGAAACCCAGCCCAUCCCUCAGGAACCACAGCCUGGCAGACCAUCUCGCAAGCCCACGCAUUUCAUUUGCUUCCGCGUGGACUCCCCAGCAGCUCUCAUGGCCUUCCAGCGCGUCCAGAGGAAGAUCCUGACCCACCUGCCCCAGUCGGAGGAAUUCUGGGUCAAGCCGGCCACCCUGCACAUCACUCUCUCUCUCCUGGUUCUCCCGGGCCCAGCCGAAGUUCAGGCCGCAGCCAAGAUCCUCCAAUCCAUCGUGAGCGACUUCUACAAACCACCCAUCUCUGUUUUCUUCCCACUCAAACUCAAGCAUUUCAACGGGAAGGUUCUUUUCCUUCCACCACGGCCCGUCCAGGACGUCCAAAGCAUCAACACCCCGCUCCAGGAGGCCUUCAGGGAGAAAGGCUGGCUCCACCGCCACUCUAAAUGCCCCAUCUACCACCUCACGCUGGCCAAAGUAGAGGGCGAGGAGACCAAGAAGAUGUUUGAAGAUGUGGGGGCCAUCAAACUGGCUAAAGACAUCAACUUCGGAAAGCUGGAAGUGGACAAGUUGUACCUUUGCGUCAACGGCAUGCCAAAAACAAACAGCGGCUUUUAUCAGGUCGUUUGUGCUGUAAAGUUCCCUACUGUGUAAUUCGGUGGUGAUGGUGGUCAGAGGUACGGUCUGUAUGAUGCACAACCUCAGGGCUUCACCUGGAGGGGAGGUGACAAGGGGAUGGUCUACAACAUCCUCUACGCCAAACUGCCACCCCACCUUCUAUCCCAUUUGAGCUAAUGUCAAUAUAUCGUCUGACGUGCCUACUGGAGGUACAGUAAUCCACCUAUACAGUCAUGUGCAAACGUUUUAGUAUCGCUGGUCAAAAUACAUGAAUCUUAACUUAUAAUCAAUUUUUAAUAAAAAAAAGUUUCUGUUUUUAGUUCAACGUACUGAGGAGGAGAGAAAAGGCCCACUCCCAUUUCCUCUUUUUACCCCUACCCCUCGUUUUCGACUGUUGCCCCUCUGAGCUGAGCUGCAGGGCAGUGGUUGAGAUCUUCCCUCUGAAAUGAGACCCUCUAAUAAAAGAGCAUCACUUCAUUAACAGCUACUAGCGCCGCUCUGUAGGCGACCCUGCCCGUCUGCAGGGACAGCAGAG
Messenger RNA from Pygocentrus nattereri (red-bellied piranha), 2130 nucleotides. It is a transcript of the gene leng9, whose product is annotated as leukocyte receptor cluster (LRC) member 9. Gene Ontology annotation, molecular function: metal ion binding. The record is from RefSeq and is a predicted model, not a curated record. Bases 153 to 1631 code for a protein of 492 amino acids. NCBI's taxonomy places the organism in Eukaryota, Metazoa, Chordata, Actinopteri, Characiformes, Serrasalmidae. The transcript is spliced from 7 exons.